UGCCAAGCACCUCCAAAACGGAAAACCCUUUCGUCUAGCGGGUUUUCCGUCUUGCGAGGCAUUUGUCUUGCGGGGCACCACUGUACCGUAAUUAUUGGCCUGUAGAAGAGGGGAGCUGACAGCAAAGGAUUAACUCGGGGUUGGCAAGGUUUACCUCGCCUGGGCUGGUUCAAUCCAGCGGAGAUUCCUCCGGGUGUAUGUGAGUGCCUGCGAUUACCUGCAUCUGCACAGAUGCAAUUUCCGGCACACGCGCAGACAUAAUUUCCAGUGCCGCGGAAGCAAGUCGCUGUGCUGUGUUGCGCCACUUUAGCCAAGCAGGCCGCUUGGUUUGGGGGUGGUUUGUGGGCCGCUUGUGGCCCACGGUCCUUAGGUUGCUGACCCCUAGAUUAACUCUUCUUCCAGAAGAAGGCAGGACCAAUCAGAAACACUUUGAUCGUCCUGAAGGGGUAAAUGUGGGAUGGGCAAUGGAUGGGAUUUUUACCUUUUGCAAUAGGCUGCAUUCCAGACACAGGUUUCUAAACACACCCCAAGCAAGAAGCUAUAUGCCCAUAUGCGUUCUCCCUUGACAGGCCAUUCCUUCUGUGAAAGAAUAAAUGAUCGCAAAUCUAACAUCAGAAAUGGCAGUGUUCAAAAGCAAGUAGGGGAACAUGUCUACCUUCCUGGAGACUAUAUGAUCUAAAAGUAGCCACCCUAGGACAAAGGAACAUCAAAGGAAGACUGCAAUGUGAAAUUGCUGUGUGCUUGUGUAUAUAUACACCUAUUACUCAGGAUCAUCUGAUGAACUAGACUGUAGACCAUGAAAUGUUAUACCAUAAUAAAUGUGUUAGCCUUAAAGGUGUCAUAAAACUCGUGGUUGUUUUAACAGACCAUAUAACCCACAAAAGCAUAUUCUGGGCCAACAUCCACAGUUCCAGAGUGGAGAGGGAAUCAAACUGAUGGUAAACAACUGAUUUUACCAAGAUUAUAAAUAUGUUUUUCGAACACCUUAUCACAUGCAAGGCAAAAGUGGAUUUUUUUCCUGCAUACAUCAGUAAUUAUUGACCAUGGAGAAGCAUACAUCAGUAAUUAUUGACCAUGGAUACCAUGUGAGAGAGAUUUCUGGUUAUACAGUAUAAAGGAAUUGGACAGCAAUCAUGAGGAAAGAAUAAAAACAGGCCUGUUUUGAUGGAAAUUAAGCUUUGAUCUCAUCUAUAGAGCCUGAUGGCUGGAUCAGAGAGCAAAUAAUUUCACUGGAACACAGAUGGAAUCUUCUGGAAGAGGAAAUCGGUUGGUGAGUGGCAGUUAUCAGCCAGGACGGCAAAGCUGCCUAAUGAGAUAGGGUGGUAGAAAAACAAUAGCUCCUUGAAACACAUUAUUUCUGGGAAAUAGGAUGGCCCUAUCUUGACUGUUGCCUUAGGGCAUUUCUUUCUGCUAUAAUGUCCACACCCGCUAGCAAAAACCCUUCAACUACCUCAUUUACUACCACAACUGAAAAAGAAGCCCAACCUGCCGGCGCCAGUUCUUCUGAAACCUCUUGGGAGAUACAUGCAGAUGAUUUCACCAAGGAGUUAUCCUGCGCUAUAUGUCUAGAGCUGUUUAAGGAGCCUGUCAUUCUGCCCUGUGGCCACAACUUCUGCAAAAAUUGUCUAGAGGCAGUAUGGGGGAAAAAGGGAGUCUUCUGUCCACAAUGCCAUGCGAGCGUUCCAGAGCGAAAGUUCAUAGCAAACAAAACACUGGAGAAAAUGGCGGAGAGGAUUAAGACCUUUCACGUGGGGUGCCAGCAACAGAAGUGCAUAGAACACAGCGAGCCAUACACCCUCUACUGGAAGCCGCAAGAAAAGCUAGCCUGCUUCAGCUGCCGAGAAACUCAACAGCCCAAAGAACAAAGCACCCAGUUUCUCCUUAUCCCAGAUGCCGUCCAGAUUUAUACGGAAAAACUGCUCAUGAUGAGAAUGCAGCUGAGGUCCAUCAUGAUGAAACUCGAGAUGUUGAAAAAUGCUCAGGAGGAGAAGAUUUCUAGUCAUAAAGAGAACAGAUUGCAAUUUCAGUACCACAUUUCCUUGGAAUUUCUAAAACUGCACCAGUUUCUUCAUGGCAAGGAGAAAAUGUACAUCAAUCAGUUAAAAGAAGAGGGUGAAAUUCUCCUCCAGGAAAUGGAGGCAAAUCUAAACAAACUCCAAGACCAAACACAGAGUGCUAAGGAUACCCUGGUCUGCAUUCAGGCCCGUCUGUACCAGCAGAAUUCUGCUGGCUUCCUGAAAGGAAUAAAAGCUUUCAUGGAAAAGAUGGAACAGAAAACGGAAAAUUCAUCUCUGGGUGAACUAGUGAUCGGAACUCUGAAUGCAGGGGACUACAAAGGGCCCAUACAUUAUGCCGUAUGGAAGGAAAUGAAAUCCAUCCUCAGCCCAGACAUUUCCUUCCUGACUCUGGACCCCAAAACCGCACAUCCAAACUUGGUUCUCUCUGACAGGAUGACCUGCGUGAGACAUACUGACACAAAGCUAGUUUUGCCGGACGUUCCAGAGAGAUUUGACUGCAGCGUUUCUGUCCUGGCGGCUGAAGGGUUCACCACUGGGAGACACUACUGGGAAGUGGAGACAUGGAACAAGACCAAAUGGACCUUGGGGGUUGUGAGAGAGAGCAUUAACCGUAAAGGGAACUACCCACUGUCCCCCAAAGAGGGUCACUGGCUUAUAAAGCUAAGGAAUAAGAAUGAGUUUAAAGCUAUAGACAUGGAAUCAAAACCUCUGGCCCUGUCCAAAAUUCCCUCUAGAAUUGGGGUGUUCUUGGAUUAUGAGGGUGGUCAGGUGUCCUUUUAUAAUGCAGACAAUAUGUCUCACAUCUACACUUUCAUGGACAAUUUUGCAGAGAAACUCUACCCAUACCUUUGUCCAUGUCUGAACGAUGCAGGACAAAACAGUGAGCCCCUGAGACUUGUUGCUUUUCACUUAUAGAGCCAGGGUGAGAAGGAGCACCUAGUGUAAAAUAGAUCUCUUUCACCCUGAGCUAUUAGAUACAGACAACUCAUAUGAUCCAGUGCUAAGAUCCCAUUGUCAAUGAAAGGGGACGGCAGUUGUCCCUGGACUUCUUUUGGGACAUAACUCUGGCUCUAUCAUUGGGACCUGCUCUGGUAGCUACCCUGCCCUUCCUGUGGUCCAGCUUCAUUUCUGCUGCACAGCCCUGCCAUGUCUGAAAAGUUAGCAGGAUCCCACGUAGGUCCCUAAAAGUGGCAUCGCAGUUGAGGCCUACGGAAUUCUUACACUAACCACUCCUAAUUGUAAGCUUUUGCUGAAGGAGGAGUGAUCACAAACCAGGAUGCUGCUGAUUAUCUGUUCAGCAGUGAUGCUUCGCACCCUGACACAAAAAGAAAUUAGGCAGAAAAAUGGCAGCUUUAUAUGGGAGCAGAUUUCCAACCCUCUGAAGUUGCAGCCCAGUCAACCUGUUGACGUAAAGUGCCACAGGGUAGAAGAAGAGAUA
Messenger RNA from Podarcis muralis (Common wall lizard), 3456 nucleotides. Lineage: Eukaryota; Metazoa; Chordata; Lepidosauria; Squamata; Lacertidae. The record is from RefSeq and is a predicted model, not a curated record.